This is a messenger RNA of Wasmannia auropunctata (little fire ant), 393 nucleotides long. RefSeq lists its product as uncharacterized. The annotation marks the transcript as partial. The transcript has 2 exons. The record is from RefSeq and is a predicted model, not a curated record. NCBI's taxonomy places the organism in Eukaryota, Metazoa, Arthropoda, Insecta, Hymenoptera, Formicidae.
AUGAAGAUGAAACCCUGGAUAAUACUAAAGCCGUUCGCGGCAGACACGUGGUACAUGAUCGUCGUGAUGGUGGCGAUUACAGUUCUCAUCCUGUCCUGCAUACUGAAGCUGGAACGUGCCGACGAUUACGGCUACAGCAUCUCGGCACUGAUCACCAUAGCCGCGUUAUGCCAGCAAGGUUUCCCUUCCCUCACCGAUCAAUCGGCCAGUCGAAUCGCCUUCAUUCAGAUCACGCUCUUCGGCCUGCUGGUGUACAAUUACUAUUCGGCGGCGAUAGUGUCGGCCAGAUUGAACGAGCCUCUUCAAAAGAUGAACGACUCGCUGUACUCGCUGGCGCACAGCAGGAUGCAGAUGGCGGCCGAGAAGAAUGUCUUCUUCGAUUUUCUGCUGCGG